AUGUACUCAAAUGGAAAAUCUAGGCUGUGUAAUGGACAUAACAUAAUGAAUCAACACCUGUAUAGAGUCAGUAAUAUUAGUGAAUCUAUUGACAGUGCUACCAAACGUAUGGAACGAAAGGAGUUAACACUAAGUUUUCAUAAUCUUAUUAAGCGAGAUGAACAAUUAUACAGCUAUACAAACUACGGCAUGGAAACCCCAACACCUACAUCUGGUGGUGAUUGUUUGCAUGGAGUAUUUCAAAAUCUGGAGUCAUUGACACCAUGCAUGGACUCAGAUUUUGAUGAAAGCCUGGCAGUACCUGAAUCAUUAUCUAUUAUUGAAGUAGAUAAAAAGGAUGAAAGAGAUAGUUCCGCACCUGUGGCUACAUCAGCUCCCUACAGCAAGGUACAUGCCCCACCUAUAGAAUUCAAGUCUGUGCACAGAAAAGUAUUCAUUCCCGGUGUGGAAAUAAAAGUGAGAUUUGUGGAGAAUGAGCGGAGUGUUACAACAAAUUUACUGAAUCCUAAUCUAUACACUAUAAAUCUAGAGCACGGUGACUUCAAGUGGACAAUAAAGAAGCGAUAUAAGCAUAUUCUGUACCUUCACCAACAACUAACAUUAUACAGAGCAUCACUCAAGAUUCCAUUCCCAACAAAAGCUCACAAGACGAGGCGCGCCAGUUUCAAAAACACCGUAGAGUUAGAGGAAGAAAGGGAAAAAGUGGCCUUAGAAGCUGCUACAAGGAAUAACUCUAAGAAAAGAGAUGGAAGACCUAGAGAUGGUCGACCGCGGAAAAGAAAAGGUGCUUUGCCGAGGUUCCCGCGUAAACCAGAGGUGAUGAUCACGUACGAGGGCAUACAGCUGAGGAUGAAACAACUGGAGGAGUACUUAUACAACUUGCUCAAUAUAUCCAUAUACAGAAACCACCACGAAACUGUGGAAUUUCUAGAAGUGUCACACCUGUCAUUCAUAGCUGAGCUGGGCGUCAAAGGCAAGGAGGGCAUGAUUGUGAAACGUACCGGGUCCACGAGGCCAGGACAAGCAGGUUGCAACUGCUUUGGAUUGCUCGGAACCAUGGUGUGUGUUCGAUGCAACUACUUCUGCACUGGCCUAGUGUGUGCCAAAUGGCAGGAGCGUUGGUUGUUUGUGAAGGACACAUUCUUCGGCUACAUCCGACCCAGCGAUGGCCGCAUCAAGGGAAUCAUGCUCUUUGAUCAAGGAUUUGAGGUAUCAACCGGGAUGUACUCGACGGGCCUUAGCAAUGGACUGCAGAUACUCAACCAGAGCCGGCAACUGGUCAUCAAGUGCUGGACCAAGCGGAAGAGCAAAGAGUGGAUGCACUACUUAAAAACCAUUGCCAACCAGUCAGCGCGUGACUUCACGUACCCCAACGUGCACCAUUCGUUCGCGCCCGUGCGGCCGGCCACGCCCUCCGCGAGCUUCGUGGAUGGCUCGGCGUACAUGGCCGCCGUCGCCGACGCCAUGGAGCUGGCGCGGGAAGAGAUCUUCAUCGCCGACUGGUGGCUGAGUCCCGAGAUCUACUUGAAGCGGCCCGCGCUCAACGGCGACUACUGGCGGCUCGAUACUCUGCUCAAAAGGAAGGCUGCUCAAGGUGUAAAAGUGUUCAUCUUGUUGUACAAAGAGGUAGAGCUAGCGCUGGGUAUCAACAGUUUCUAUAGCAAGAGUAGGCUGGUCGGUGAGAAUAUCAAGGUAUUCCGUCACCCGGACCACGCAAGAAUCGGCGUCUUUUUCUGGGCGCACCACGAGAAGAUAGUCUGUGUCGACCAGACCGUCGCGUUCCUGGGCGGCAUCGAUCUGUGCUACGGACGUUGGGAUGAUCAUAAACAUAGGCUAACAGACCUGGGUAAUAUAUCGCAGCCGGUGACCACGUGGAAGAGCAAAAAGAAGACAUCCAGUUCCCCGGGAGGCCGCUACGGUGUCGCAGACAAUGGACUCGAAGCCGCCAUUGAGCUCGCCAAAGCUUCCAAAGAUAUUGUCAUUGGAAAUGAUGAGGUGCAAGAAGUUGAAGGAGAAACCUCUUCAGAGACAAAUACAGAAGAAACUGAGAACAUUCCCAAACCUGACCUUCCGCAGCUAGAACCCGGCGACCGCUUACUCAUCGCUCACGAUAAACACGAUGAGAGACGCAACGUGCUGGACAAACUGACGGACAGAGGGAAGGAGAUCAUUGGUAUUAUCUACCCGCCGUACGAGGAAGAGAGGAUAGAGCAGAAGUUCGAUGACUCGGAGCGGAAGAAAGCGGAGAAGUACGCCAGGUCUAAUGAGGAGCUGCUGUUGACGGAUGCUCUGGGGAUCUCCGUGAAGAGAACUGAACCCACUCCAUUGGCUACUGUUGUUGAGGGAAGAGUUAUAACGGAAACUACUCAGAAGGUUUUGGAGGGGUUGGAAGGAAACUCUAAGCUGUGGAUCGGAAAAGAUUACGUAAAUUUUAUCGUGAAAGAUUUCCAUAACUUAGAUCUGCCUUUUGUUGACCUAGUGGACAGAAACACAACACCCAGAAUGCCGUGGCACGACAUCGGUGUGAUGGUACACUGCUCGGCCGCCAGAGACGUAGCCCGCCAUUUCAUACAGCGAUGGAACGCUAUCAAAUUGGCAAAGGCUCGGCAGAACGUGAACUACCCGUACUUGGUGCCCAAGUCAUACACGGACAUCAAACCAAUGCAAGAUCUACUGGACCUGCUCAAAGUGGAGCUGCACACUGUCUCCUGUCAGGUAUUGCGCAGCGUCUCGAGCUGGUCGUGCGGCUUCCUGGAUCCGGAGACAGUGGAACAAAGCAUCCACGAGGCGUACGUGGACACCAUCACGCGGGCACAGCACUAUAUCUACAUCGAGAACCAGUUCUUCAUCACGCUCUCCAGGACUAAUCCCACUGUGAGGAAUCAGAUAGGCGAGGUGUUGUUCAACCGCAUCAUGCGCGCUUUCAACGCCAAGGAAACGUUCCGCGUGUAUGUGGUGAUGCCCCUGCUACCAGGCUUCGAGGGGGAGGUGGGGGGCGCUACGGGCACGGCACUACACGCCGUCACGCACUGGAACUAUCAGAGUAUAUGCAGGAGUCGCGAGUCAAUACUCGCGCGCCUGUACGAGGCGGGUCUGCCCGAGCCCGGCCAGUACAUCUCGUUCCACGGCCUGCGCACGCACGCCGUGCUGGACGGCGAGCCGCUCACCGAGCUGGUGUACGUGCACUCCAAGCUGCUGCUGGCUGACGACCGCUACCUGGUGUGCGGCAGUGCCAACAUCAACGACCGCUCCAUGCUGGGCAUCCGCGACUCCGAGAUAGCCGUGCUGCUCCAGGACGAGUCGUUCGACGACGGCGUCAUGAACGGGCAGCCGUUCCCGUGCGGACGAGCCACCCGCGCGCUGCGCCGCACUCUGUUCCGUGAGCACCUCGGACUGAGCGAGGCGCAGCUGGCGGAGUGCGACGACCCCUGCGCCGAGAGCUUCUACAUCCACCGGUGGAAGGCCACGUCAAAACGUAACACAGAAAUCUAUGAAGAGGUAUUCCACACAAUACCCACGGACUCCGUACAUACGUUUGCCGAGCUAAAGAAAUAUCAGGAGGAGAACUCAGACUCGUUAUGGCGUAAGGAUCCAGCACUCGCGAACAGGAAAAUAGACCUCAUACAAGGCUAUCUCGUAGAUUUCCCAUUGGAAUUCCUUUGUAACGAAACACUUACACCAAAAAAUACAUCCAUGGAAGGUAUGAUGCCCACUUCACUGUGGACUUGACAUAAGAUUUUAUAUAUUGUUAGUUAAGUUUAAAUUUGUUGACGGAUCUUACGUGUAGUUUUAACCAUAUUUUAAUAAUUAAUAAUAGAAUCAAUUUUUUAUGUUAAGUUAGGAACCAAUUCCCACGAACAGUUCUACGUUAAUAUUUUGCGAUAUUUGACGCUAAGAAUGUUGUAACUCAAAAAAUCUUAAGAUUCUGUGGAUUGAUUUAUUUAAAUUAAUACAAAACGUUACCUGAAACAAACCUUCAUAUUAAAAGCAAUUUGAUUCUUGACAUCCUGUUCUGUCCCUACUAGUCUCUCAUACAUUUUUCCGUUUCUUUGGCAUGCAGAGAAUGCAUGAAAGUAGACGACGUAAUUAUAAAUAGGGAAUGGUAAUGGAACUGUUUGGAAAAGUCAAGGUCAGAUAUAACAUGAUGAGCUUUUUACCAGAGGUUCCUUUGCACCUAUUCAAUGCAAAUAAAGUUUAUCUUAUCUUACCUUAUCUAAGAUACCACCUAGAUUAUGGGUACCACAACGGCGCGUUUUCUGCCGUGAAGCUGUAAUGUGUAAACAUUAUUGUGUUUCGGUCUGAAAGGCGCCGCAGCUAGUGAAAUUACUGCGCAAAUGAGACUUAACAUCUUAUGUCUCAAGGUGAUGAGCGCAAUUAUAGUGCCGCUCACACUUUUUGGGUUUUUCAAGAAUCCUGAAUUGCACUGUAUUGUAAUUGUAUUAUUGGGCAUGGCGUAUCAAUUACCAUCAGCUGAACGUCCUACUCGUCCCUUAUUGUCAUAAAAAGCUCAGAGACUGAUAAGGGGCUAGGCCACAAGUACCAAUCGAAUCUUUAUUCAUUUUAACUUUUUUCAACCAUAAUGGUCACACUAUUGAACUUCCUUUAGUGGGGUAUCUUAGAAAAACGUGUAUACCUUUCUAAAAGGCCCGCAAUGCUCCUGGGAUUCCUCUGGUGUUGCAAGAGAAUGUGGACGGCGGUGAUCAAUUAUCAGCUCGUUUGGCCUCAUCUUCCAUAAAAAAAAAGUUGCCGGUGUAUAUUUACUUGGGCUUUAUGCAUCCAGUUCGCCCCUGCAGCUUGUUUUUUGUUUCCCAUGCAUUUCCGAUCU
Molecule: messenger RNA, 4825 nt
Organism: Leptidea sinapis
Lineage: Eukaryota; Metazoa; Arthropoda; Insecta; Lepidoptera; Pieridae
Gene: Pld
Product: phospholipase D2
Exons: 21
Coding region: 1-3729 (1242 amino acids)
Biological process (GO): cell motility; intracellular signal transduction; phosphatidic acid biosynthetic process
Molecular function (GO): D-type glycerophospholipase activity; phosphatidylinositol binding
Source: RefSeq, a predicted model, not a curated record